AUGAGAUUCAAUCAAGUCAACGGCAUGGUGUACUGGCACGACCCAAUGUGGAGCGGCGGAGGCUCUGAGCAGAGCUUCAUCAACAACAUCACCACGAUGAACCUUGUCAUGGCCUCUGGACUAAGCAUCAUGGACUUGAACGGUAUAUUGCAACUUGACUGGACUCAGGAGCUGGUGAAAGUUCACGAUCAUGGACCCUGCUGGAAGAAGAGAAAUGCUCUUCCCGAAUGA
Colletotrichum truncatum is the source of this 231-nucleotide messenger RNA. NCBI's taxonomy places the organism in Eukaryota, Fungi, Ascomycota, Sordariomycetes, Glomerellales, Glomerellaceae. The record is from RefSeq and is a predicted model, not a curated record.